AUGGAUGCUUUCACACCCGCUCAGACUACGGAGCUCGUCUCCCGUAUUGGUGCGAAGAAGGCUCGGAUGAGGAUCGAUAAGAUGUUCAUCAACUCUUUCAUGGGGGGAGCAUUGAUUUCAUUUGGCUGUGCUCUCGCCCUCUCCACUAACACCGCUCCAUGGUUCCAAACCAAUGCUCCCGGGCUCAUCCGUACAAUCGGAGCGAUGGUCUUCCCAGUCGGUUUGAUCAUGGUGGUCCUGACAGGAGCGGAUCUGUUCACAAGUUAUUGCAUGUAUUCUGUUGUUGCUCUGCUUCACCGUCGAUGUAGCUUCUUAGAUCUGCUGAAGACAUUGUUUGUCAGCUUCUUUGGGAACCUGGCAGGUGCUCUGUUCUUCAUGGCAGUUCUCACAGGAUAUGGCGGCACAUUCGAGACUGGCGCAUAUAAAGAUGAAGCUCUCGCGUUCGCAAAAGCUAAAUGCGUUACUCCUGAGUGGCACCAGAUCUUCUUAAAGGGCAUUCUGUGUAACUGGCUCGUCUGCAUGGCCGUCUUCCUCGCCCUCUCCUCCCGCGAAAUAAUCUCCAAAAUCGUUUCCAUCUGGUUCCCAGUAAUGUGUUUCGUCGGCCUCGGAACAGAUCACGUAAUCGCAAACAUGUACUUCAUUCCCCUAGCUAUAUUCCUAGGGGCCCCCAAACCCCUGACCGUCAGUUACUACAUCUGGAAAUCCAUGAUCCCCUCCCUGCUUGGCAACUUCGUCGGCGGCGGGCUCUUCACCGGCGUAGUCUACUGGUAUCUCUUCCUCGCUGGGCAAGAAGUCGAGAUCCACUUCGAUACCAUGCCGUUAGACACGGCGGUCUACGAGCAAGGAGGCCCUCUCGAACACCAGAUUACCGCCACGGGUGCUGGCACCGGAUAUUCGUCAAGGGAGGACAAGGGCAAUGGGGCUGAUACCCUCCCACACUCGGGGAAUCAAGGUGUGAGUGGUUUUGCCAAGGAUUUUCAUGCGAGGCAUUUCAAGAAGAGCAAUUCGGCGAGCGAGAGUUCUGCCUAA
Molecule: messenger RNA, 1029 nt
Organism: Hyaloscypha bicolor E
Lineage: Eukaryota; Fungi; Ascomycota; Leotiomycetes; Helotiales; Hyaloscyphaceae
Exons: 4
Coding region: 1-1029 (342 amino acids)
Biological process (GO): transmembrane transport; nitrite transport
Cellular component (GO): membrane
Molecular function (GO): high-affinity secondary active nitrite transmembrane transporter activity
Source: RefSeq, a predicted model, not a curated record